This is a messenger RNA of Hansenula anomala, 918 nucleotides long. It is a transcript of the gene TRM7, whose product is annotated as tRNA methyltransferase TRM7. The record is from RefSeq and is a predicted model, not a curated record. Bases 1 to 918 code for a protein of 305 amino acids. Gene Ontology annotation, molecular function: tRNA methyltransferase activity. The transcript has 2 exons. Lineage: Eukaryota; Fungi; Ascomycota; Saccharomycetes; Phaffomycetales; Wickerhamomycetaceae. Gene Ontology annotation, cellular component: cytoplasm. Gene Ontology annotation, biological process: tRNA methylation; cytoplasmic translation.
AUGGGUAAAAGUAGUAAGGAUAAAAGAGAUUUGUACUAUAGAAAAGCCAAAGAAGAAGGUUGGAGAGCUAGAUCAGCUUUCAAAUUAUUACAAUUAAACGACCAGUUCCAACUAUUCAAAGGUGUUAGAAGAGUCGUUGAUCUAUGUGCUGCACCAGGUUCAUGGUCCCAAGUUUUAUCAAGAGAAUUAUUUGAGAAAAAUAAGUGUAAUGAAGAUUCAGAUGGAGUCCCACCAAAGAUUGUUGCAGUGGAUCUACAACCCAUGGCGCCAAUAGAAGGUGUCACUACUUUACAAGCUGAUAUUACACAUCCAAAGACUCUCAGUAAGAUAUUGGAAAUAUUCGGGGGUGAACCAGCAGAUUUCGUCUGUAGUGAUGGUGCACCAGAUGUGACAGGUUUACAUGAUUUAGAUGAAUAUAUUCAAGCACAAUUGAUUUUGGCGGCAUUACAAUUAACUACAUGUUUAUUAAGACCAGGUGGUAGUUUUGUUGCAAAGAUUUUCAGAGGUAGAGAUAUUGAUUUAAUGUAUUCACAAUUGGGAUUUCUAUUUGAAAAAGUCAUUUGUGCUAAACCAAGAUCCUCAAGAGGUACUUCAUUAGAAGCUUUUAUCGUUUGUCUUGGAUAUAAACCUAGUCAAACUUGGAAACCAACACUAGAUCUAAAUGUUUCCACUGAAGAUUUUUUCAAAGGUGCCAAUAUUGGAAGAUAUGAAUUAAGAGAUGAUUUAGAAUAUGAAGAAGAAAAAAGAAAUAUAGCCCCAUUUAUUGCAUGUGGUGAUUUAUCAAGCUACGAUUCUGAUGCCACUUAUACGAUAGAGUCAGGAGUUGAAAGAGUAUCAUUGGAUCCAGUGCAAAGCCCUACAGCACCACCUUAUAAAAAAGCAUUGGAGAUGAAGAGAAAUGGUGAAAUCAAAAGAUAG